Molecule: messenger RNA, 5849 nt
Organism: Rattus rattus (black rat)
Lineage: Eukaryota; Metazoa; Chordata; Mammalia; Rodentia; Muridae
Gene: Usp45
Product: ubiquitin specific peptidase 45
Biological process (GO): protein deubiquitination
Molecular function (GO): zinc ion binding; cysteine-type deubiquitinase activity
Source: RefSeq, a predicted model, not a curated record
CUCCGGUUCCUCUGCACAGGCGCAGAAGCUCCUGCGUGUGGAAGCUGCGGCCCGGCGGGCAGGGAAAUAACAGAUGCGGGUAAAAGAUCCAUCCAAAGAUCUACCUGAGAAAGGCAAAAGAAGUAAAAGACCACUGCUACCUCACGAUGAAGAUUCUUCAGAUGACAUUGCUGUAGGUUUAACGUGCCAGCACAUCAGUUAUGCUGUCAGUGUGAACCAUGUGAAGAGGGCAGUAGCUGAGACUCUCUGGUCAGUUUGUUCAGAGUGUCUGAAAGAGAGAAGACUCUGUGAUGGACAGCCGGUACUUCCUUCCGAUGUUUGGUUGUGCCUCAAGUGCGGCUUUCAGGGAUGCGGUAAGAACUCAGAAAGCCAGCAUUCACUGAGACACUUCAAGAGCUCUGGGGCGGAGUCCCAUUGUGUUGUCAUUAGCCUGAGCACAUGGGUCAUAUGGUGUUACGAAUGUAAUGAAAAAUUAUCGACACAUUGCAACAAGAAAGUUUUGGCUCAGAUAGUUGAUUUUCUUCAGAAACAUGUUUUUAAAACACAAACAGAUGCAUUUUCUAGAAUCAUCAAACUUUGUGAAGAAAAACGUGAAGCAGGGGAAAUAAAGAAGGGGAAGAAAGGCUGUGCUGUGCCAUCUGUCAAAGGAAUUACAAACUUAGGAAAUACUUGCUUUUUUAAUGCCGUCAUCCAGAACUUGGCUCAGACUUACAUUCUUUUUGAACUGAUGAACGAGAUAAAAGAAGAUGGCACCAAAUUCAAGAUUUCUCUUUCGUCAGCUCCACAGCUGGAGCCGUUAGUGGUGGAACUUUCAAGCCCUGGACCAUUGACUUCAGCCUUGUUCCUGUUUCUUCACAGCAUGAAGGAGGCGGAAAAAGGACCACUUUCUCCUAAAGUUCUUUUCAAUCAGCUCUGUCAGAAGGCUCCUCGAUUUAAAGGUUUCCAGCAACAGGACAGCCAGGAGCUUCUGCACCAUUUGUUGGAUGCAGUGAGGACAGAGGAGACAAAGAGGAUACAAGCUAGCAUUCUAAAAGCAUUCAACAAUCCAACUACCAAGACUGCUGAUGAGGAAACUAGAAAAAAAGUCAAAGCCUAUGGAAAAGAAGGCGUGAAGAUGAACUUCAUAGAUCGGAUCUUCAUUGGCGAAUUAACUAGCACAGUCAUGUGUGAAGAAUGUGCGAACAUCUCUACCAUGAAGGAUCCCUUCAUAGAUAUUUCACUUCCAAUCAUAGAAGAAAGGGUUUCAAAACCUGUACUUUUGGGGAAAAUGAGUAAAUGCAGAAGUUUACAGGAAACAGACCAAGAUCAUAACAAGGGCACCGUUACAGUAGAAAAUACCCAUCCAGCAAGAGCUGCCAAGAAGCAUUCCUCACCGAAAGAUAAGACUCAGCUAAGUCAUGACAGAAAACAUUUAAGAAAAUGGCCACCUGAAGAAGAGAGAACUGUUGGUACACAUCCGAACAGUGAAAACUCGGAAGCCAGCCCUUUGGCCGGCAUCCUCAGCAAUGAGGCAUCGCUGAACGAGAGCCCCACUGAGGGCAGUGAGAGAGACACCAGCCUAGAAAGCAGUGUGGAUGCGGACAGCGAGGCUUCUGAACCCGAGGUGGCUUACAAGCAGUCUGUGCUGCUCCGAUCCAGUGGUGAUCCCGGCGGGCACGGGGAACAGCACCCACACCUCCCACUGGCAAGUGAAUUGCCACACACCAAGGAGACGCACGGCUGCGAUGAGGAAAUGGCGGAAGCGAUGGCUGAGCUUCAUUUGAGCAGCACUGUAACUGGAAAUAGAGAUUUUCACAGGGAAAAACAGACACUAAAUGUCCCAAAUAAUGUGUGUUUUUCAGAGGGAAAACAUACGAAGCUUCACAGUGCCCAAAAUGCUUUUCAGACUCUUUCUCAGAGCUAUGUAACUACUUCUAAAGAAUGCUCAGUUCAGUCCUGUCUCUACCAGUUCACAUCCAUGGAGUUACUAAUGGGCAACAACAAGCUGCUCUGUGAGGACUGCACUGAAAAGAAACGGAAGUGCCAAAAGGAAACCAGUUCUGCAGAAAAGAAGGCAGGAGGAGUUUAUACUAAUGCCAGGAAGCAACUACUCAUAUCUGCUGUUCCAGCUAUCCUAAUCCUUCAUCUUAAAAGGUUCCACCAGGCUGGCUUGAGUCUUCGUAUAAACAGACAUGUAGACUUCCCGCUUACCCUUGACUUAGCACCGUUCUGUGCUGCUACCUGUAAGAAUAUAAGUGUGGGGGAGAAGGUUCUCUAUGGUCUCUACGGUAUAGUGGAGCACAGCGGCUCAAUGAGAGGAGGCCACUACACUGCUUACGUGAAGGUGCGAGUGCCCUCCAGGAAGCUGUCCGAGUGCAUCACGGGGAGGAAGACUGCACCAGGUUUGAAAGAAGCUGAUAGUGAAUUGGGAGGCCACUGGGUCCAUGUCAGCGACACUUAUGUGCAAGUGGUUCCAGAAUCAAGAGCACUGAGUGCGCAAGCUUAUCUCCUUUUUUAUGAAAGAAUAUUAUAAUUAUCUGUUAAUUGUUAUUUAGUUCAUUUUUAUUUUAAUGCUGAAGUCGUAACUGUAAUAUGUAAUGUGCCUUUGUAGUCUGUAGGAAUAGUGCGUCCUUACAGUGUUACUUAACUUUGUCGAUAUGCAGUGAAUCCUUUAAAGAAAUUAAUUAAUGUGACAGGCAGUUGUGGUGCUCGCCUUUAUUCCAGCACUUGGAAGGCAGAGGCAGGCAGAUCUGUGAAAAACCUUGUCUUGAAAAAUAAAACAAAAAAGUAAUUAAUGCUUUCAAAUCUAUAUUCUUAAGUGUAGAAACAUGUUUUAUGUUAAUUUUCAUGUCCAUGGAGAUUGCCACUCACCACCAAAAAAAAAAAGAAAAAGAAAAAGUUGAUGGUAGUGGAGAGAUCCCCUUCGCGACGUGACUCGUCACUACAGACAUUCAGAGACGAUGCUGGAUCGGGUCUCUAAUGGAUCCUUCUCGAGUGGACACAGUGUAUCUUGUGCUUACUUUUGUUUUAGCCUUUUACAAUCUCGGCCCUGUUUUGAAUCACUCUUCACAUUUCUCUGUGCAUGUCAUUUUUCUAGUAAACAUUGGUAUAAGUUUAUAACUAUGAAAGAAAAAUUGCCCAUCCUUGCACCACCCCACUUAAAAUCAUCUCAGGGCUUUGCAGUGGUGUGUGUGUUAGUCGAUGGGAAAAGUUUCUAGAACAAUCUGAACUAGUGCCUAAUGUAACAUAAUUAUUUUUUCAUAUUUUAUGUGACUCAGUAGUAUGAAAAGGAACCAUUGUAAUUUUGGUACUGUGAGUUUACAAGUAAUAAAUUGAUUCGCUUAUUGCUUUGAAUAUUUGAAGAUAUUGAGACAUUUCAUAAACUAAUCAUUUGCAGUCCUUUAAAGACAAUUUGCAAGUGAUUGGUUAAGGCCAAAAUAAAAAUAUAGAGAAUUUUGACACAUAGAACUAGCAUAUAGAAGUUGGUGGUCUAUAUAGGAACAUAGGAUACUUUAAAGUUUAAGGAUGUCUUUGAACUAUAAACUACGAAACUAUAUUUAUGAGUGGUAGAAAUCAUAUUCUUAUAAUUAACAACAAAUAUAAUACUUUUUUACUUCUGUACAUUAAUAAAUGUUAAAUAUGGUUUUGUCUUCAUAAGCAUUAUUUGAAAAGACAGGUGGCUAGUUGGAGAUGUAGUUUAAUGGCAGAGAACUUGCUUGGCCUGUGUAAGGUCCUGGUUCCAUCCCCAGACACACGAAUAAAACAUUCAGGUCAACUUGGCUUUGACUUUAAUGGGGCACAGAGCUGCUACUUCUGUUCCCUUUAAAUAUGUAGAAACACAGGAGAGUUUCUCCUUCCAAAAUUCAAAGAAUUGAACUGUGAAAACUUAGCAUGAAAAAUAUUACUACGAAGAUUUUAAAUAAUCAAUGAAAUGGUUCAGUGAAACAUAGUAUUAAAGCAAGAUGUAAGAGAACGGGUCCAGCGUCUUAGUCAUCAGUGCCUGUGUUUGAUUCAAUGGGCAAAUGUAGGGGAGAGAGGCUGUAAGCUGUACAGACCUUUAGCCAGCGUCGAGCCUUCUUGGCAUGUGUAACAUAAGGUCACCUUAUGAUGAUGCCUCUUAAUAUGCGGCUGGGUGAAACUGAUUUGUCUAAUGGAGAAAUUUUAAAAUACCAUGGCAUAACUUCUAUUUUUAAGUUGCAGAGGAAUUUUCAAUAGUAUUUUAAAGAUUUUUUUGUAUUGAAGAUAAAGAAAUAUAUUUUAUCUGUAGAGCCCAGUUGUGUCCUCUAAAAAGAACUUUCCAGUGUCUUCUGUUUCAUCAGACAUUCAGAGUUUAUUAAUCUAUUGACACGAAAUAGUCUAGCACCAGAGCAAUGAGCUAGAAAAAUUUGCUCAAGUCGGCUUCUCAGUCAUAGCAGUUGCCCCACCAAACAAAUGUAAAUAGUUAACCUUUUUUUCUCUCUCUCCUAGAAAAGAUACUAUUAAGAGGUGUACAGUCUAGGCAGGUUCCAAUACCUGGCAUAUGACAGUAUUUUAUCACCCUUUAAAACAGAAAAACCUGCCGAGGGUGGUGGUGCAUGCCUCAGACUCAGCACUCGGGAGGCAGAGGCAGGUGCAUUUGAGUUCCAGGGCACCCACGGCUACACAGAGAAACCUUGUCUCAAAAAACUUGAAGAGAAAAGAAGCACCCUAAAAUCUAUAUGAUUUUUAUACAUUAUCCUAGUAGUGACGUGCAGAUAAAAUGUUCAUUUAUUACCUAGUGCUAAGGAGAUUCUGAAAUGCAUUUUUUAUGACCUAAAGUUUGUUUUUUCUUGCCAUCUAAAAAUGGAGAAAAAUGGUUUGAUUUUGAUACCUAGGAGUUUCCUAUCAAGCUUAUGUAGUAGAUAAAAAUCACACAGAUGUACACUUAAAUUUUUGUUCUUAUUUUGAAGUUUUCCAAAGCACAUUUGUAGAAAUUUUAAAUUGCAAGGCUACUGUACUAACAAUAGUUUCCAGAUUACCUCAGGAAACAGUGCAAAUAAACAAGAAUGUUUACAGAUCAACAAAACUACUUGGUGUUUUGGCACAGUGAAUUUGAAAGGUAAAAGAGAGAAGUUCUUAUCCAGAAACUGGUUUACAGGGUACCUCUAUUCCCAAUUCUCCCCUGGCUCUCCCGUAUUUAAAAUGAUGUGCCAAUUAUGUGAAUGUUUGUGACAUAAACAAAUGUACAUCUAUAUUUAAGAUUUAUUGUUUAGUGUUUUAAAAAAUAAUAUGAAGACUGCUUCUGUAGGUAGUCAAGGAGAUGAUCAUCGUAGCAGCUCAGAGUCGUAUAUCAACAGAGCUAUUUUACCAUAUCUAAUAAUCCUUAGCUUGCAUGUGUGAUUCAUUAGUGAUUUUAUACAAUAGUUGAAUAAAAUUUUCUGAAGACUUAGCUGUGAAAUGUCACCGCACAUCAAAUUUUUUAGUACACAAUAGCAUCCUGCCUACUUUCAUGAACUUUAUACUCAGCAUAUUUUUCUGCAUGACAUCUGGUCCAAUAAACCUUAACCAAGUCUGUGCACUAAAACCAAGCUUUCAGAGAGCAUCCAUUGCAUUAUUGGAGAAAUGAUUUCUGUACUAAACUGGUUUUGUUCAUGUAGAAAUCAUCAGUUCAACUGUGUUUAAAAGAUGAUUAUUUUGGGGUAUCAAUAAUAAAUUCCUGGUAUCAUUCCUUCUCUUUUAUCCAAUUUUACAGUAUUUUAAAAAUAUCUAUGUAACUUAUUGAUCAUUAUUUGGCCAUCGCUGUAUAUAUAAACAUCCUAAUAAAUAUGAAAUUCUUAUGUUAGCAGAUUAGGCCUGGAGCUUUGCAUUAUACAUUAUUGACAGGAUGUUAAUAAACAUUGUGUUCAUGUCUA